UGUACCGGUGAUGAUUAUUAUUUAUUAAGUUUGCUACGACGGCCUACCGGCUGCCUUUGUCCUUUAUUGAAGCACGGCGUUCAGUGGGCAGUGGCGACAAAUUUUCUCAUCUUCUUCACAAAAUUUACAAAAAUCAUAAUCAUUGUUUAUAGAUAGAUUAAUAGACAAACCUUGCGUCGUAUACACGGUCGUUUUUGCUACAUUGAUCAUGAGUAAUUUCAAUGGUGAGACUUAUAGAAAUUGGCUGGCUCAUUUCCGAGUUAGUGAUUUGAAAUUACUUUUGGGAGCUUUCGGACAAAGUAUAGAAGGACGAAGACCUGAAUUACGAGAAAGGGCGUUGGAAUUAUUAAUUUCUAUACCAGAUGGCUUUAACUAUAUAGCAUAUCGAGCAAAAAUAUAUGAUAUACACCUUUCUAUGAGUAUUCAGCGGGGGCAGAGGACGCAUAUGAAUCAGCAACAAAUCUCACAACAAAGAACUUACCAACUACCACAAUAUCCUCAACAAUCAGUUCAUAUGACCAGUGCUAGAUUACCACAGUUUCCGUCCAAAAUAGAAGGACUCAGACUUGGGUACCCUACAGGUACAAAUUCUUUUCCUAGAAAUACUGUGGCUAACAAUCACAUUCAGUGUGUAUCUGGCAGUUAUCAGCCAGUCAGACCUCAUACUGUUGUUUCAUCGCAAUUGCCAACAAAUCAAAAUACAUCAUACCUUGUUUUGAAUCCACAAACUAGUGGAAACAGUAAUGCCUCUGUUUCCAUCCCAUCUUCUCAAAUUGUAGCAGAUUACAAGUUCAAGAAGCUACCAUUUUAUGAUGUUAUUAAGGAUACAAUUAAACCAACUUCUCUUAAUGGUUCAAAUACUGUAACAAAAUAUGCCAAAGGUAUGAUAAAAUGUGAAUUCAAAUAUACCAUGUCAAAUGAAGAAAUAGAGCUUAUUGCAAUGAAUCGGGACACUUCCAAUGGCAAAUGUGAUUACCCAAUAAAUUGUCAGAUUCGAAUUUGUCAGUUGGAACAAAUUGUGAAUACUGAGGUAACUGAUGAGUUGCCCAAACAACUUUUUAUUCAAAUCAAUGGUACAACUUGUCCAUUGCCAUCUUUUCUUCCGGCGCAACCAGGAAAAGAGUCUAGACUAACUUCUGGACCUAUUAACUGUGCGCAGAUUUUAAAACUUAAUCCAAUUUUUCCAAACUUGAUCACUAUAAAUUGGAUUCCUGAUGGGAAAGAAUACGCCCUUGCAAUGUUCAUUGUAAAACAAGUGAGUGCAGAUACUUUGAUAAAAAAACUUUAUGUUGAUAAAGUGAGAAGUUUAGAAGAAACAAAACAUGAUAUUAUUAAAAAGUUGACAGUUGUUGAUCCAGAUUUGGCCUCUACAUCUAUAACUGUUUCCUUGGUGUGUCCAUUGAGUACAGUUAGAAUGAAGAUACCUGCAAAAUCUAUCCAUUGUAAUCAUUUACAGUGUUUUGAUGCAGGUACAUUCAUUUUAAUGAACGAGAAAAAGCCCAAAUGGAUGUGCCCAACGUGUUAUACAUCUUGUUUGUAUGAUGAAAUACGAAUAGAUGGUUAUUUUUUGGAAAUUGUUGAAAAUCUUGCACUUGGAGAUGACAUCAAGGAAAUCGAACUUUUGGAUGAUGGUUCAUGGAUUGUACCUGAAAAAAAUACAGACAUCAAAAACACGAUUGAUACUAUUGAUGAUACAGUUAUCGAAAUAGAUGACUUAGAUAUAUCCACUGAUUCGAAAGAAGAACCUAGGCCAGAUGUUUCAAAAUGCCAGGAAGAUGAAGCCUUGGAAAAAUAUGUUGCGGAUUUGAUAAUGGAUGACGAAGAAGAACCAUCAAAACAAAAAGAUAAACCCGAAAAUAUUGAUUAGAGCGCAAUUAAAACUAUAAGGAUAAUAAACAGUUACCAGUAGUUUUUCAGAGCAAGAAGAAGAAAUUCAAAUAAACAUUUUGCCGGUCCUUCAAGUCCUGCCACUGCAACUGAAAUCUCAAUUUGUUCAUAUUACUUUUAUUAUUUUUAUUAUUAUUGUAAGAACAAUUUUUUAUCAUAAAAUAUUCUUUGGCUAAUAUCGUUUGCAUAAUUUUGUAUACUUAAUCUAUGUUUUUUUUGUAACUUACAUGUAACUUCACCCGAGGCAGAGUGGCCUGCCGGGCAACCGGGACAAUGCCCGGUGGCCUGGCUAGCUUAUAUAAGAAGUGGCCUGGUCCUGGUGUGAUGAAAAUAAUUAAUGUUUAAAAUAUUUAUCUAUUUUUGAGAACUGUAAAAAC
Myzus persicae (green peach aphid) is the source of this 2264-nucleotide messenger RNA. RefSeq names its product E3 SUMO-protein ligase PIAS1-like. Gene Ontology annotation, molecular function: transcription coregulator activity; SUMO ligase activity; zinc ion binding. Gene Ontology annotation, biological process: protein sumoylation; regulation of transcription by RNA polymerase II. The record is from RefSeq and is a predicted model, not a curated record. The transcript has 3 exons. Lineage: Eukaryota; Metazoa; Arthropoda; Insecta; Hemiptera; Aphididae. The coding region runs from base 209 to 1867 and encodes 552 amino acids.